CUGGGGUGUGGAGAGCACGGUCUCUGGAGGUGGAUCCUGGCAAGUGAGUGACAUAAUUACAUUAAUGAUCGAUAAAGGAGGGGCACGACCCAGGAACCACCCAGGAAACCUGCAGACCUCGAGGAAGAGAGGAAACGUCUACACCCACAGGGGCAGCCGGAGCAAGAUUUCCCAUUACAGACAAAUGUCAGGGUUCCAGGUGUGGUAGGACAGAUUGCCUGAAGAAAGGAUAUUGGUCUCGAGAAGAUACAGAAGCAGAGAGGACCCGGAGAUCAAUACAAUGCACUCUGACAAGAUGGAGGGUGCAAUGAGACAAAAACUGGACCAGAUCAAGGAGAUCAUGGAGAAGACCAAAGGGAUCCCAAAGGAGAAGAAACAGGGUAAGAUGAUGUCAGGACACAACGUCGCCAUCGUCUCAGCUCUAGAAGAUAAAGAUGUCCAGUGGUUACUUAGAGAAAUUCAUUCUGUACAUUUCCAAGAACAAGUGAGGAACGUAAAUCUCAUCAACAUUAUGGAAAUGAAGGAAAAGAAUUGGGAAAAAAAGUUUUCUGAAUACACUUUCUGCAUCUAUGUAUCGAAAGAACUUGAAUGGACGCAGGGGACAGCAGCUUUUCAGAGGGUUAAGUCACUGUCACAGCGAGGAAAAAAGAACCUGGUUGUGGUGGUCGAUGAGGUCAGUAAUGAGAAGCAGACUCUGACGCUGGAACACCAUCGCGAUAUAAGGAACUAUACCAAGGGCUUCUUCAUCUUCAGCAAGACGGAGAAGGAAUCCCAGUAUCAGAGGAUGGUGACUUCCCAACAGCCGGCACCAGACAACGACGCCAGAGGUUCUUACGUUGUCUCUCCCCCAAAGGUUGUGAUUGGAAUAAAACAUAAAGUCGGGAUUUUCUCCAGAUCAGCAGAUAGAGAUUUCUCCUGGCUGAAGUCUCUGCUGACAUCUGAGGUCAAAGACCACGUCCUGUCUGUCCAGUCAUAUCUCAUCUCUAAUAAUGGAUACCAGCAGCUGAGUGAGGACUUGUCCCACUGCACAUUCGGGAUCCUCUAUCAUACCAAGAAUAAUGGCAGAGUCAACAUUACCAAUGUCACCGACAGUCUGUACGAUGAGGAACUACAGCUUCUGUCUAAGACCCUCGGGAAGAAGAAUACGAUUGUGAUAAUUGAUGAUCUGGAGGACGCUAGUGAUCAGCAGAAGAGGAUUAUCCUUCACACACAGCCAAUGAUUGCCCAUUGUGCCAAUGACCUGGUCCUAAUUUCAUAUGAAGACAAGACUGAUAACAUGGGGCAGUCAGCAAAAUCCAAGAUCUUAAACCAUUUCUUCAGCACCUCAGAUGAGAGACUGAAAUAUCCACCAGUAAACUCAGGAUAUGAACAUGCAGCAUCAACUCCAUCAAGAUCUAUCAUUGGCAUCUUCUCUAGAUCUGAGGAGGAUGACUACUCCUGGUUGAAGAGACUACUGACAUCAGAAGAAUUUGGACAUAAGACUGUUCAGUGUUGUAACCUUUCUGGUAAUGAUAACGAGGCCUUGCUAAAGGUGGCCUUCAAACUUCAGCUUGGGAUUCUAUAUCACAGUGUGAAGAAUGGGAAGAUAUGUCUCACUGAUGUCAAGGAUUCUCUGUAUCAUGAGGAGCUGGAGAAGCUGUCGACCAGACUUGGGAAGAGGAAGAUGAUUGUGGUGAUUGAUGAUCUGGAUGAAAGUGGAGAUAAGAUGAAGCAGAAGAUCCUGAAGAAGCAGCCAAGUCUAGGAAGCCUGGCUGGAGACAUCUUCCUCUUCACUGAAGCUGAAAAGAAGGAGGUGGAUCGUCAAAGUCAGGGCAAACAUGGAAAUAAAAUGAGCAAAUCAGCAAGAGACAAAAUCAGCAACAUAAUGAGACUUGUCACCUAAAGGUUGAGGCUAAAAUCUUAAUCAGUGACUGCUCCAGAUCCAUUACCUGUAAUAAAUGUGUUUCAGAGAUUGAGAAAUUCCUGA
Messenger RNA from Bufo gargarizans (Asiatic toad), 1966 nucleotides. RefSeq lists its product as uncharacterized. The transcript has 11 exons. The record is from RefSeq and is a predicted model, not a curated record. Bases 281 to 1882 code for a protein of 533 amino acids. NCBI's taxonomy places the organism in Eukaryota, Metazoa, Chordata, Amphibia, Anura, Bufonidae.